AUCUCACUAUACACUACACACGACAUUUCGCAAUCUCGCAGCACCGGAGUAGCGGUGUCCAAAGCUUCUAUAUAAGACGACUCGUUGCAUAAUUUCCACAUUGACGCACACACAUCUGCCCACUCUACACAUUUGCAAAGAUGGGGAUACAUCGGUUACUGAGAGUCGUGCUGCUGUGUGCAGUCAGCUACGCCAGCGCCUCCGCUGUGGUCGAUGGUGAAAACUAUAGAACGGCCCGUCAGUCACCAGGCAGCAUCUUCAACAUUGGCAACGGUGAGCAGUGCCUGGGCAGCGACAGACUGACCGGCGGUGUCUGCUUGUCCAGAAACCAAUGUAACACUCAAGGAGGAAAGGCUAUCGGUUUCUGCGGAGUCUUCGCUACUUGCUGUUCAUUGAACGCAUGUGACAUCCGCACGCAGACGAAGGUGGCGGUGUUCAUCAACCCUCCUCUGAACAGAGAGUCCUCCGGCCUGGAGUGCUCCUACAACGUGGAGAUCAACAACAACAACGUCUGCCAGAUGAGGAUCGACUUCGAAACCUUCAACUUGGCUCCUCCUACUACUGUGGAACCUGUGGAGAAUGUGACGCAGCGUCCAGGCUACAUCUGCAGGAACGACAUCUUCCAAGUGACCAACCUGCAAGCCAACUCCGACUUCUUGCCCCCACUCUGCGGAGACAACAGUGGACAGCAUAUCUACGUCAGAGUGAACGCCUCGACCAACAGCAGAGCUAUCCGCAUCAACUUCAAGAUUGCUGAUCGAAGCUCUCAGCCAAACCUCCCACAGGCCACCUGGAAGAUCAAGGUCACACAGCUUGAGUGCUUCAAUACUCUUGGCAAAUACCGUGACGGCAUCCUCGAGACCUGGACCAACGCCCUGCCCGCAACACCAUUCACAUCAUCAGCUGACAGAGACGAGUACCUCAUUGCGCCCCCUGGCUGCCUCCAGUACUACCCUGACCGAGCCGGAGCCUUCGAGUCGUUCAACUACAACCGGGGAGCUGGACCAUACAUUGCCAACCUGGUGUAUUCCACCUGCUUCAAGAAGAGCCCUGAUGUCUGUGGUAUCAAAUUCACAUCAGCCAGCUUCAACCUGGCCUACAGAGACGAUGCGAACCUGUACCUCGACACUGAUUGCCAAGUGAACCCAGUCACAAGAGGAGCGCCUCAGUCUGAGGACUACUUAUUCAUCCCUGAGGCCGAAACCGCUGAUGGACUUAGAGGCGCCAAGUUCUGCGGUAGCAGUGCGGCAUCGCAAAUCAUUGCCUCCACACCACCAGGUCCCCUCUACGUGCACUUCCGAAGUGACAACUUGGUGACCGAGAAUAUACCCGAAGAAGGAUACAGGUUUAACUAUAACGUCUUAAACAACUGCUUCUUCAAAAAGUAGUUAUAACAACCGUUAUUUUUAAAUAAAACCGAUAAAUGACAACGUUUAUUUUUAAGAGCUAUCGUGAGACAUACUAAAUUAACUAAAAAUCACGGUUUACUCAUGUAAUACUUAGUAUGAGUUGAGUAGGCGUGAGUCGCCCCGUCUGCGCACGCUGCUCAUGAUUAAGAGUCCCUCUGUGACUCGAAACUAGUAGAGCUUUUCUCAAUUAAUUUACGUGAUUUUUAGUUAACUUUUUAUUUAAAUAGAUAGCCUUUCUGAAUUGAAUUGUAAUAGUUGUUGCUAUCUAUUAGAUAAAACUAUCAAGGAGUUUUGAGAAUUGAAAAUUAAGUACAAUCAGCUAAUGUUUUGACGUGUAGGAGACAUUUUUUUGGCAAUAAAAUUAUGAAUUUAGAGAGUUAUGUAGUCAGUAAUUUUGUUGAUUGUACUUACAAAAUUAUAUAUGUAUAUUUUUUUUUAUCAAGACAUGACAAGUAAUUUUUAUACGAAAAGUAUUAUGAAGAACAAUUUUGAACAUACAUAUUUACUUUUGUAUAGCGUUUUCAGUUUAUUUUUUUAUUUGUUUUUUUACAAAGUUUAUGAGUCUAUUUGAGAUUUUUUUGUUAUAAUAGAUAAAAUACUCGCUUUUUAAAAGAAAACGACACCUUCAAGUUGUUUUUAUUAAGAACAACGUGAGAGGUCUUAUUUUCAAAACACAUUCGUCGCUGUCACAAAUGACAGCUGUCAAAAAUUUCAACAUGGCCGCUUUAUGUCACAUUUUUUGUUGAAAUUAUGUGAUUUAAUGGCACUAUUAAUUGAUAAUUUAUUAUUUUGAUUGUUUAAUAAUAGUGUGACUAGCUUUUCAUAUUUUUAAAUGAUUUUUUUUUCUAAUUAAAUAUUUAAAAAUGUAAUCAACAAAUAAGGUAAGAUAAAUAAAUGAAAAUAAUAUUAUAUUAUGUGUAACUAGUAUGAGACAGUGUUGAAUGUGUUCAUUCAUGACAAGCAUAUAUAUGUUUAAUUGUAAGAUGAGAUGCAUUUAUUAAUUUUAUCUAGGGCAUUUAAUUUGCAUUUAUAGAUUUAAUAAAGAAUUUUAUAAAAUUA
Molecule: messenger RNA, 2468 nt
Organism: Spodoptera frugiperda (fall armyworm)
Lineage: Eukaryota; Metazoa; Arthropoda; Insecta; Lepidoptera; Noctuidae
Exons: 10
Coding region: 141-1388 (415 amino acids)
Source: RefSeq, a predicted model, not a curated record